This is a messenger RNA of Leptopilina heterotoma, 2624 nucleotides long. Its product is annotated as protein escargot-like. The transcript is spliced from 2 exons. Gene Ontology annotation, molecular function: RNA polymerase II cis-regulatory region sequence-specific DNA binding; DNA-binding transcription factor activity, RNA polymerase II-specific. Gene Ontology annotation, biological process: regulation of DNA-templated transcription. Bases 243 to 1709 code for a protein of 488 amino acids. Lineage: Eukaryota; Metazoa; Arthropoda; Insecta; Hymenoptera; Figitidae. The record is from RefSeq and is a predicted model, not a curated record.
CCAUACCAGCCAGAUACCGGUCUCUAGCCGUUCGAAUCACGUUCAGUUCUCUCCUCGUUCUUUGUGCUAUACGUUCAGAAGACUUGACGUUCUUCAGUCGGAGGAAAAUAUAAACAGUGAACUCUUCGAUUUAUUAAUGAGUGACACGGUGCAGUGACAUUCGUUCAAAGGAUUAUUACGUACAUUUGUUAUAAACAAAAACUGUGUUUGUGUCCGCUAAUCAAGAGCGGAAAAAAUUCAUCAUGCUCGUCGAAGAAAUGCCUCGCAGCUUCGUCAAGAAGAAUAAUAGCUACAGUCACUGCCCGCUCAAAAAGCGUCCAGUGCACGUGCUGAUGGCAGAGGAAGUUGCAAUUGCAACAAAAGAAGAAAUUAUUGACGUAGUCGUCGAUGAUAUCCCAGAGCCAGAAAAUCUCAGCACGAAACCAGAAGAUCUUAGCAAGACUGCAGAGAAGCUCCGCUCUCAAUUUUCAAGAUCACCCUCACCUGUUGCCUAUGGAAAGCGGUCAGCUUCGCCAGAUGCAGCAUCUCGCUCACCAUCGCCUUCAUCGAGGCCCAUCUCUCACAUGCAUCACCAACAGCAUCACCACAAUCAUCAUCAUCACUUAACGUACCCCCAUUAUCCAUCAAAGACAAUCACGCCACCAAUUGGUGUGGCACCAGUUCAUCCAGUGGCAAAGAAGGCCCGAGUCGAAGUCAUCCAACACGAUCAUGUUUCACCCGCUGCAGCGGUGGCUGCACCUAUGCACUUCAUGGCAACGAUGACGCCCUUGGAGCCAUUGAAUCUGAAUACGCCAAUGGAGCCAUUGGCGCAUUACGCCACACCAGCCUGGGCACGUUCGGCACCACUUUACCCUCCUCACUAUCUGCCCUAUCCAGCAUAUCGCUACCAUCAUCACCCUGGAGCGGAACUCUAUCAAUCUUGUCCAGUGCCGGCGUACCCACAUUCAUCUCCCGAACAUUCAUCCGUUUCUCCACCACCUCACGCUGCCCUCACGUGCCCCACGAUUCAACGACCGAUUGCCAGGAGUUACGCGCACUGGGCGAGUCCAGAUCACUGCGGAUUGUCGCCUACAAGUUCCCUGGGCUCAGGCUCCCUGAGGUCGCCACCCCCCGUCACUCCCGAGGACUUGUCCUCACCCGGAAGUGACAGCGGAAGAUCAUCAGCCGGCAGCACGUCCGCCGGACCAACCAUCGUCAACCAAAAACUCGACAAGGGCCCGUCGAGCAACUCCGGUUCGCCGUCAUCGCCCCGCUACUCCUGCCCAGACUGCGGAAAAUCGUACUCCACCUACUCCGGCCUGUCAAAACACCAGCAGUUCCACUGCGCCUCGGCCGAAGGUCAAACAAAGAAGUCCUUCUCCUGCAAGUACUGCGAGAAAGUCUACGUCAGCCUGGGUGCACUCAAGAUGCACAUCCGAACACACACGCUGCCUUGCAAGUGCCACCUUUGCGGAAAGGCCUUCUCCAGACCUUGGCUCCUCCAAGGGCACAUCAGAACGCACACCGGCGAGAAGCCCUUCAACUGCCAGCACUGCAAGCGAGCCUUCGCCGACAGAAGCAACCUCAGAGCGCACCUUCAGACCCACAGUGAUGUGAAAAAGUACUCGUGUCCGUCUUGUAGCAAGACCUUCAGUCGUAUGUCCUUACUCACAAAACACCAGGAAGGAGGUUGUCCAGGGGUAGCCGUACCCAUGGGUUUUUCGUGUUGAAAAAUUGUGAAUCAAAAAAAUUCCAGUGUUCAAAGUCUGUAAACGAAGGUGCGCGCGAGUUGCUUCAAACUCGUCACAGGACAAGUGCCUUAGAAGUCUCACACCCAUGAGACUGCUCCGAGUACAAAGAAAAUUUAGAGACUAAUUAAUUUAAGUGUACAUAGAGAAAAUUAUAUUUUCCACUUUGUCCUUAUAUAAAUUUAUUUUGACGCAAACAAGAAAACUUGCAAAGUUACCGCUUGACGUGGUCCCGUGAAACUGCUGUGCCAUUCUCGUUUCUUUAAAAACGUUUUAAACGGUUAAUCGAAAAAAAAAAUUUUAUCGGUUCCUUUUUCAACAAUUCGCUUUUUAUUCUUUCCACGUGUAAAUUAUAUAAUGAUUUUCAUCCUAUUGGCGUCAUUAUCUUCUUUUUUCGAAUAAUUAUUUAUAUUAGAUUUUAAGUUCAUCAUGUGCACCCAAGCACCAAAGUGCCAUUAUAAAUUAACUAUUUAAUGUACGACAGGCUUGCAUUGUAAAUACUGCAUCUGAAAAUCGCUUUUGUAAGCUUGAAAUCUCGUACAAGAGUAUUAUAUAUAUUCUAUUUAAAGUCAAAGUUGCAGAGAAUUUUCGUUCCUUAUAGAAAAGGUUUCUUUAAAAUAUGUAUUUUUCAUUUUGCAUUACUUUUAAGUUACUUGAAAAGCUAGUCAUUAUUUAUAGUAUAUAAAAAAGAGUAGUGGAGAAGAGAAAUUCAUUUUCGUUUUCUGUCUACAUUUCAUAUAGUCAUCGAUGAAACUCAGUGAAAUAAUACUAGUUUCAAUUGUUUUGUAAGCGUUUCUCGGCGAUUGCUCGCUGCCUAUUUAGACUUGUAAAGAAAGUAAACUACUAUGCAAAGAUAUAGAGAGAAUAUUUUAUACAAAAUAAAUUUGAUAAAUUUGA